Funneliformis mosseae is the source of this 225-nucleotide messenger RNA. Lineage: Eukaryota; Fungi; Glomeromycota; Glomeromycetes; Glomerales; Glomeraceae. The record is from the annotation of a GenBank genome assembly.
AUGUGGACAAUUGAUCCAAUUGACGGCACAAGGAUUUUACGUGGCAAAAAGUUUGCAGUUUGUUUAGUAGAUGGUAAAGUACAAUUAGUUAGGAAAUUUUCUUUAACAGAAGAAACGAAAAUCCAAAUGGCCAAUAUUUUUUCGGUACUAGAAGCAUCAUUUCGUGAAUCGGUUGAAGCAGAACAUUCAUCUCAUGGGGAUGCUGCAAAAAUAGCUUCACUACAU